This is a messenger RNA of Adineta ricciae, 972 nucleotides long. The record is from the annotation of a GenBank genome assembly. NCBI's taxonomy places the organism in Eukaryota, Metazoa, Rotifera, Eurotatoria, Adinetida, Adinetidae.
AUGGAAUCAGCAACUUCACCAACACCAUCAACGGUUUCAACAAAAAGUAAAUCAGGUCGGGUUGAUUGGAAACGUUUCACCGAUCCGAACAAACGAAAGUUAAAUCCAACUAAAAUCGCACAGAUUAUAGUGGACAAACGCAAUCGACCGGAAUCAGAAGAGAACCGUCCACCAUCUGGAAGACAAAGCGAAUCAAAACGAGGACGGAAUGAAGGCAGUGGCAGUAAUCGUUCAUCAUUGGUCAAUCUCUCCUCAUCAACCGCGAAUGCUUCACGUCGUACAACUACUAACCCAUCAAAUACAAACCCGAAGGAUUCCGGAGAUCCACCUCGACUAUCCGGUCAAUUGCGAGUAAAAAAGAUCGCAGCUGCUAUGAAUGCCACGACGAAAAAGAACAUUCCAAUUGUUAAAGAAGAAACCGAAGAUCAAGUUGGACAGGGAACUUCGUUACACAAACGAUUGAUCGAUCGAGAAAAUCCCUUACUUGAAACGAAUGAAGUCGAAAUACACAAUGGAGAAAUUUGGUUACGAGGUAAUUUCUCUUUGAUUAGUUUGAAUUUAUCAAAAAAUUAUUUGACCAUCGAUACGGUGAAAGAAUUUCUACUGUCAAUUCAACACCAAUCUGUUUUAUCUCAUUUUAACGAGAUUUCCAAUCUAUCUUCAUCAGUAACAAUGGCAUCAUUAAUGGAUUUCUCCGGUCUUUGUCGAUUAGAACUAAAAGAUAUGAGUGAUAUUUCAACAAAAUCAGCUGAAUAUCAAUCAUUAGAAGCAAUUCUCAGUCAGAAGAAUCCCACGGCUCGUUUUCAACAAUAUAAAGAACGCGAAGCAAAAGAGUUACAGGAAACACAAUCAGUUCAACAAUCCCAACAGCUUUAUCCAGUCGCACCCGAAAAACCAGCUACAAUAAGCGACAAAACACGAACGACUGGCAAAUCUACGGCUCAACGAUUGGCAUCUCGACCGAAGGAAUGA